GCUCAGACUCGCGCUAAAAGUUUUGAGCUCCUCAAAAGUCCAGAGGCACCAUCCUUGGCGCAGGUAGCCGCUGGGCUCCGGGGUCACCUGGUGUCCGGCCUCGGAGCGUGCUUCCCAGGACGGUGACACUCUCCCCUGAGGUUUGGUGGCCCUACCACUGUCCAAGGAGCUGUGAUGGAGGAGACGCAGACAGAACUCGGCAUCGAGCCCCCUCUGAGUCAGGAGACGUUUUCAGAUUUGUGGAAACUACUUCCUGAAAACAAUGUUCUGUCCCCUGACCUGUCCCCAGCAGUGAAUAAUCUGCUGCUGUCCCCAGAUGUUGUGAACUGGCUGGAUGAAGGCCCAGAUGAAGCCCCCAGAAUGCCAGCAGCUCCUGCACCACUAGCCCCUGCACCAGCCACCUCCUGGCCCCUGUCAUCCUUUGUCCCUUCCCAAAAGACCUACCCUGGCUGCUAUGGUUUCCGUUUAGGGUUCCUGAAUUCUGGGACAGCCAAGUCUGUUACUUGCACGUACUCCCCUACCCUCAACAAACUGUUUUGCCAGCUGGCAAAGACCUGCCCCGUGCAGCUCCUGGUCAGCUCACCACCCCCACCCGGCACCCGUGUCCGGGCCAUGGCCAUCUACAAGAAGUCAGAGUUCAUGACGGAGGUCGUGAGGCGCUGCCCCCACCAUGAACGCUGCUCUGACAGUAGCGAUGGUCUGGCCCCUCCUCAGCAUCUCAUCCGGGUGGAAGGGAAUCUGCGUGCUGAGUAUUUGGAUGACAGAAACACUUUUCGACAUAGCGUGGUGGUGCCCUACGAGCCACCUGAGGUUGGCUCUGACUGUACCACCAUCCACUACAACUUCAUGUGUAACAGCUCCUGCAUGGGCGGCAUGAACCGGCGGCCCAUCCUCACUAUCAUCACCCUGGAAGACUCCAGUGGUAAUCUGCUGGGACGGAACAGCUUUGAGGUGCGUGUUUGUGCCUGUCCUGGGAGAGACCGGCGCACAGAGGAAGAAAACUUCCGCAAGAAGGAGGAACCUUGCCCUGAGCCGCCUCCUAGGAGCACUAAGCGAGUAUUGUCCAGUAACACCAGCUCCUCUCCCCCACAAAAGAAGAAGCCACUGGAUGGAGAAUAUUUCACCCUUCAGAUCCGUGGGCGUGAACGUUUUGAGAUGUUCCGAGAGCUGAAUGAGGCCUUGGAGCUGAAAGAUGCCCAGACUGGAAAGGAGCCAGGGGGAAGCAAGGCUCACUCCAGCCACCUGAAGUCUAAGAAGGGGCAGUCUACCUCCUCCCAUAAAAAGCUGAUAUUCAAGAGAGAAGGGCCUGACUCAGACUGACAUUCUCUGCUUCCUGUCCCCUGUCGACACCCCACCCUCACCCCCCUUCCCUGGCAUUUUCGGGUACGCGGGAGCUUGAACCUCUGCUUGCUACAGGUGUGCCUCAGAACCCCCAGGAAUUCUUCCAUUUGCCUUGGCCUGGGGUCCCAGGAAAGAAGUUGGCCUGCACUGGCGGUUUUUUGGGGAAGUGGGGGGUGCUGGGACGUUCCAGCUUGUCUUUUAAGGUUUUUAUUGUGAGAACGUUUGAGAGAGGUAGCAAAAUGUUUCUGUGUGAAAGGAACAUUUUAGAACCAACCAGCCAUACAGUGGGCUGGAAGCCCAGUUCUCCACCGUACUAGCCAGGGAAGCUGGCUAGUUGUUGGAUUUCUCCUAACAUCAUUGUGCACAUUUAUAAAGUGCUGAUAAUUGUACCCACCUCACGGGGUUUGUUGUGAGGGGUAAUGAAAUAAUGUAUACCUGAUCCUGGAACUACCGUUUAUGACACGAUGUCUGGGACUUGUUGCUGUCAUGGAGGCUGGCUCCCUGUCCCCCCCGGUGGAUGGGUUGAUAGUUUCUAUGAUUGGGCAGCUAGUUCAGGAGAGGGAAUUUCCAAGUCUCUUUUCUGCUGGCCCGGCCAAAUCCUGUCUAACCUCUGGGUGAACCUCAGCACCUAAAAGGAAAUCUCACCCCAUCCCGCGCGUGGAGGGUGCCAUCCCUGGUGUACCUCCCAAGAUCUGUUUUACUUCCUCCACAUGCUCAGGGCCGAUUCCUUUUGCACUCUGCAAGGCACAUCUGCAUUUGUCACCCGCACCCCUUCUCUUCCCUUUUUAUAUCCCAUUUUUAUAUCAGUUUCUUAUUUUACAAUAAAAUUUUUCUACCA
Molecule: messenger RNA, 2179 nt
Organism: Equus quagga
Lineage: Eukaryota; Metazoa; Chordata; Mammalia; Perissodactyla; Equidae
Gene: TP53
Product: tumor protein p53
Exons: 11
Coding region: 175-1320 (381 amino acids)
Biological process (GO): regulation of transcription by RNA polymerase II; apoptotic process; protein tetramerization
Cellular component (GO): nucleus
Molecular function (GO): RNA polymerase II cis-regulatory region sequence-specific DNA binding; DNA-binding transcription factor activity, RNA polymerase II-specific; protein binding
Source: RefSeq, a predicted model, not a curated record